[Torrubiella] hemipterigena is the source of this 2826-nucleotide messenger RNA. NCBI's taxonomy places the organism in Eukaryota, Fungi, Ascomycota, Sordariomycetes, Hypocreales, Clavicipitaceae. The record is from the annotation of a GenBank genome assembly.
UUGGCUCGAAGGAAUAUAGGGCCUUCGUUCAACGUUAAUCAAACACCCUGAUCCAGUUCUCGUCGUAUGCUUACCUUAGCACCCCUUUAACCCGGAUCUGCCAUGUGGCCUGGCACGGCCUGCUCAUACCUGAAAACGUGCCUCUGACACCACGUAACCACUACGCUACGCCAAAAACAACGGGCAGCUCCCCGUGUCGACUAUUCGUCAGAAGUGUGCUAGCAUAGCGCCCAGCAGAAUGCCGACCGCUCACUCGCUGCGUUUACAACCUUGCUUCCAUUUUCGGGCAAGCGGCGCCAGAUCAGGGGUUGCACUGUGGAGAUGGUGGUGUAGUGCUAAAGAUGACGGGCCACACACCCUUCCCUGCCCUUUGUCAUCCUCUAGCUUGCCCCAAUCUGACCCGGUACGAUGCGACACAUACGAUAAUAGCAGCCAGCCAAGGCGCUUCACAGCGCCUCUUCCUCUCCCGGUAGCCGAAGGCGGGCUGGGACAACCUGGGGGCUAGGAUGACAUAGCAAUGCUGGGAGGGGCAAAUGGAUGCGCACUCUCAUCAGCUUUUAGCGUGGCCCCAUGUGCCCUGAUCUUAUCAAGGUCCCAUAUUGGGCGAAUCACUGCUUUGGCCGUCUCUCCAGCGUGUGGGUGCAGAACAGCAACUGGUGAGAAUGGCUAUAGUUUCCUAAAAUGGGUGUUUUAUGGCAUGGUCUCUCCAGGACGAAUGGCUCCGCAUUGGGACGAUGCCAUAAUCAUGGAACUUCUAGCAUGCUCUCUACACUCAAUGCGCUCUGCCCUCAACGCGGGAUUACGGAAGCGAAUGUGACUGAGAGAUGAUGGUCGAGCCGGUCCUGUCAUCAAGGUACAGUUUUCCGCAAAGCUUCUGUCGACCUUCCACCCUGCUCUCUGUCUGCUUUCAGUAACGUCUACGUCGCUGCUCUCAUCUUCGGCGUCUUAUGGCACGGGAAACUCUCAGAUGCCCAUUUCCCGCACUCCAGAAGAUGUUCUGAUGAGAGCAGAGCGGAUGAGCAAGAGUAAUACGCCUGCGGCGAACAUGGCAGGACGGAACGGGAUUCGAAGACUACUUAGACGCAACGAUUCCGUAGACAAAGUGUUCGAGAAGCAACUACUCAGCCUCAAACACUCUUAUCCAUUUCUUAAAAGAAGACAUCUUCUCUUUACAUCCUUCCUAUCCCCUCAAAACCCACCUAUACUCUCAUACACUUAGACGGCACCAUCACCACCUUACCCUAUACGCCCGACACGACAGCCGCUUCUAUCAACAUCCUCUCACCUCUCCCUUUCGACCUCGCCAUUUAAAACAUUUCUUCUCUUCUUUCUUCUAAAACACAUCCUUUUACAUCAAUCACAAUGUCUGCCGCCGCCAUCCCCAAGACACAAACUGCGAUUAUCGCCACAGAUGCCGAAGGCACGCUAGAGGUUGCCCAUGACGUCGGUGUCAUGGAGCUCGAGCCCGACGCAGUUUUGGUCAAGACUGCUGCUCUCGCUCUCAACCCUGUCGACUCCAAGAUGUUCAAGGGCUUUGCCGUCCCCGGCGCUAUCCUCGGCUUCGAUUUCGCCGGCACUGUUGUUGCUGUUGGCUCCGCCAUCACCAAGGACGUCAAGGUUGGCGACAGGGUCUUGGGCAGUGCUGACAGCAUGGACCACAAGCGACCCUGCGGAGGUGGUUUCGCUCAGUACGCUUCCACUCCUGCGAGUCUCACCCUGAAGCUGCCUGACAGCAUGUCCUUCGCUGAUGCUGCUUGCAUGAGCACGUCGCUCGCCUCCGCCGGCAUGGCCCUGUACUUUUCCAUGGAUAUUCCUGGAACUUUGGCCAAGCCCGCUGAGAACAAGCCUUUCGCUCUCGUUAGCGGUGGUAGUACCUCUACCGGUACUAUGGCCAUCCAACUUCUCAACAUGUCGGGUUUCCGCACCAUUGCCACCUGCUCUCCCGCCCACGAUGAGCUGGUUCUUUCUUAUGGUGCUGAGAAGGUCUUUGACUACCGCUCUCCCACCGCUGCCAAGGAUAUCAAGGAGUACACCAAGAACACCCUUACCUACGCCAUUGACUGCAUCACUGUUGCUUCUACUAUGAAGCUCUGCUACGAAGCCAUUGGCCGUGCUGGUGGUCGCUACACUGCCCUCGACCCCUUCCCCGAGGCGCAGGCUACUCGUCGGGUCGUGAAGCCUGACUGGAUUCUCGGUUCCACCGUCAAGGGCCGUGGCAGUGGAUGGCCUGCGCCCUAUGGCCGCGAGCCCGACGCUAGCGCGCGUUCGUUCUGCGAGGAGCUCUACGCCCAGGCUCAGAAGCGCCUCGAUGCGGGCGAGCUUAGAAACCACCCCUCCAAGAAGAUGGAGGGCGGCUUCGCCGGAAUCUUGGAAGGAAUCGAAAUGAUUCGCCGCAAGGAAGUCAGCGGUUUCAAGCUAGUGUACGAAGUGGAUCAGUAAAAUGUCCGCUGUGCUUACAUGCGCUGCGGUGGCCAGGUCUACUUAGCGGCGAUGGUACAGUGUGAAAACGCGAUGACAAGGGGUCUGUGGCUGGAUCUCAUCCCAAGCCUGAUCUCUUGUCCCCUUUCCUUCUUUCCCCAGUAAGGGGAAAUCUUACGAUGGGAUUCAUGUACGGUAUUUUGGUAUCUUUUUGUCUUUUUUAGCUUCUUCUUUUUACGUCAUUUACGGGCUUCGCGUGCGCGUUUAGUCCUUCUAAACUACCCUCCAUCAGCGGCAGGGCGGCUACACAUGGUGAUCAGCUUAAAGCAGCUACACCUUUUCUAUAUACAUAUAUACACUGCAAAUAUAACAAAUAAAAAAUAAAAAUGAAAAUACAUAUAUUUAUUA